Molecule: messenger RNA, 1131 nt
Organism: Penicillium manginii
Lineage: Eukaryota; Fungi; Ascomycota; Eurotiomycetes; Eurotiales; Aspergillaceae
Product: alpha/beta-hydrolase
Exons: 2
Coding region: 1-1131 (376 amino acids)
Source: RefSeq, a predicted model, not a curated record
AUGAAGGAACUGAAGUCUUUGACAAGGCAGAUAAAUCGACGCUUUACAACUGACCCGGUUCAGAAUGAUCAGAUCUCACCAGAGCUGCCAGUCCAACCGGAAACCAUAACGGCAGUGGCGCACGAUACAUCAUUGACAUCAACCUUCCCAGAUGGGAUUGAGAUCUUAUACGACUGCCCGGAAGCGGAACUCGAUAUCUGCUUUAUCCACGGACUGACUGGAGAUCGGCGGAGAACAUGGACGCCCAAUGAGCAGAACGAACCUUGGCCGAGAACACUGCUGCCGACUUUUAUCAGCAAAGCCCGGAUUUUGACGUAUGGGUAUGAUGCAUAUGCGAUACGAAAAUCCGUCCUGUCAAAUAACCGAGCCAUCGAUCAUGCUACAAAUCUCCUACACGACUUGACGACUGAUAGGACAUCUUGCAACGCCUCGUCCAGGCCUAUAAUAUUCGUGGCCCACAGCCUCGGAGGCCUGGUGUGCAAAAAGGCACUUCUUCUAUCUCGAAGGAAUCCUGAGCUCCAUCUGCAGGACAUUUUCAAAUCUACAAAGGGUAUUGUUUUCAUGGGCACGCCUCAUGGAGGGUCUUGGAUGGCUAGUUGGGCAAAGAUACCUGCUGCAGCUUUGAGUUUUGUCAAGUCCAGCAAUAGAUCAUUGCUUGCUGUUCUAGAAACGGACAAUCAAUUUCUCGAAUCUCUCCAACUUGAGUUUCUGGAAAUGAUACGGGGAUUAAGAGAAAGUGGUCAGAUCUUUGAAGUGACUUGCUUCUUUGAAGAGCUUCCUUUGCCUAAAGUAGGGAAGGUGGUGUCUAAAGAAUCGGCAAUUCUGCCCGGGUAUAACUCAAUCAGUAUCCAUGCCAACCACUGUGAGAUGGUGAAAUUUGAAUCAGCUCAAGCAACUGGGUUCAAAAGACUAAUUGGGGAGCUUCAGAGAUGGAGCUCACAGAUAAGUAUUGCGGACUUAUCUCCAUCCUUGAAGUCUUCGUCGAUACCAGAAGAAAAUAUACCAAGCUCUGUGUUUCGAAAUUCCGGAGAAGGAACAACCAAUGUAAACACAGGUCCUGGUACUCAAAACAAUAACAAUGGAGCUGGGCAUCAGUUUAACGGCACGGUCAACGGCCUUUCGCUGUCUUAG